AUGUCUUUAACGGUACAGGUGACUGCGCCAAAUGGCCGAAGGAUUGAAUUACCAACUGGAUUGUUUAUCAACAACAAAUGGGUGAAGGCAGUGAAGGGUGGUAGUAUCACAAGUAUCAAUCCAGCAGAUGAGACCAAUAUUGCAUACGUGCAAGCCGCUACAGCCGAAGACGUCGACAUCGCCCUGAUCCGAAAAUUGAGUGAUCUCGUCCAAGAGCACAUGGAAGACCUGGCGACACUUGAGACAUGGGACAAUGGAAAGCCGUAUUCUGUCUCGCUGAAUGAGGACCUUCCGGAAGUGGUAGGGUGUCUGAGGUAUUUUGCUGGCUUCGCCGAUAAACUCCAUGGUCAGGUCAUCGAAGGUGGCGCAACCAAGUUUGCGUAUACAGUACGGGAGCCAAUUGGUGUUUGUGGACAGAUCAUUCCGUGGAACUAUCCCCUCAUGAUGGCCGCUUGGAAGCUCGGACCGGCAUUAGCUUGUGGAAACACGGUUGUCCUGAAACCAUCUGAGCUCACUCCCCUCAGCAUUCUGUACUUUGCCAACUUGAUCAAGGAAGCAGGUUUUCCUCCGGGCGUCGUGAACAUUCUCAAUGGUCGAGGAGAGGAGGCCGGAACUGCAAUUGCGAGCCACCCAGGGAUCGAUAAGAUUGCGUUCACGGGGAGCACAGUCACUGGACAAAACCUCAUGGCAAUGGCUGCAUCAAAUAUCAAGAAUGUCACACUUGAGACUGGUGGCAAAUCUCCGUUACUUGUUUUUCAAGACGCAGAUCUGGAACAAGCAGUGAAAUGGACACAUGCUGGCAUCAUGAGCAAUCAAGGUCAGAUUUGCUCCGGUACCAGUCGGAUCAUUGUGCAAAAAGAUGUUUAUGAGGAGUUCAUCGCAGCGUUUCGGCAAUACACGGAAACUACGAGUAAGGUCGGUGACCCAUUUCAUGAUGACACAUUUCAAGGGCCACAAAUCUCGAAGACCCAAUAUGACAGAGUGCUAUCAUAUAUUGAGUCUGGUGUCCAACAAGGUGCUCGUCUUGUUUUAGGUGGAGCACCACCAGACAAAAAAGCGUCGGGCUUUUUCAUACCUCCAACAAUCUUUGCCGACGUCACAGACGAUAUGAUCAUCUCCCGAGAGGAAAUUUUUGGACCAGUGGUUGUCAUAUCAGCAUUUGAGACGGAAGAACAGGCUGUUCAAAAGGCCAAUGACUCGCCGUAUGGUCUUGGAUGCGCCAUUUUCACCCAAAAUCUUGAACGCAGUCAUCGAUUGGCCCGGAAGAUGGAAAGCGGAACGGUAUGGAUCAACAGCAGCAACGACAGUGAUUCACGAACUCCGUUUGGGGGUGUCAAGCAGAGUGGAAUUGGGCGGGAAUUGGGUGAAGCUGGACUGUUGACAUAUUCCAGUAUCAAGUCUAUUCACGUCAAUAUUGGCGCAAAGCUGUGA
Molecule: messenger RNA, 1431 nt
Organism: Penicillium brevicompactum
Lineage: Eukaryota; Fungi; Ascomycota; Eurotiomycetes; Eurotiales; Aspergillaceae
Exons: 4
Coding region: 1-1431 (476 amino acids)
Molecular function (GO): oxidoreductase activity, acting on the aldehyde or oxo group of donors, NAD or NADP as acceptor
Source: RefSeq, a predicted model, not a curated record